AACUCUGAAGCUCAUAACCCAUCCGCCACAAUGGACCGACCUGACUAUCACCCUCAGCAGCCACUUGUCCACCACCUUGGCAAGUACCCCUUCAUUUUGGAUGGAUCAUCAACAUCUCAGGAAUUAAAAGCAGAACCAGAUGGCACACCAGAGUCACAAGAGAGCUGUCCCAUCUGUGGAGACAAAGUGUCAGGAUACCACUAUGGACUGCUCACUUGUGAAAGCUGCAAGGGCUUCUUUAAACGCUCAGUGCAGAAUAACAAGUAUUACACCUGUGCAGAACAACGGAGCUGCCCUAUUAACCUUUUGCAGAGGAAACGCUGUCCUUUCUGCCGUUUUCAAAAGUGUUUGGCAGUGGGCAUGAAGAGAGAAGCAGUAAGAGCAGAUCGCAUGAGAGGGGGAAGGAAUAAAUUUGGCCCCCUGUACCGGCGGGACAGGCAAAUAAAACAGCAGAAAGUGUAUCACCAGCCAAACCCUGCUUCCUCCAGGAUGAAAAUGCAAACUAUGCAAACACAACGGCCCACAGCUCCAAAUGACCAUCACGUAUUGAGCAAUCACACAAGUGCAGUGUUGUCCUCAGAUGCUUUAUAUGAGUCCAACAUGUGUACCUCUGGCAUCGGGCCAUCGGGGGCUCCAUCACCUCUGGACUGUACCAUGAACGCAGACAGGGUGUUUUCCCCUCUCUCGCCGCCCUACUCUGGACUGUACCAACGCACCUUCCCCGGAUACCUCCAGGAGAGAGCAGAAACGCCCUAUAGCUACAGCCAAGCUCCGACUAACUAUGUGCACCCAACUUUGGACAAUUCGUUCACAACAAGAAGCCCACCAGCCUCAUCUCCCUGCUCAAAACCAAGCUCAUCCACCCCGCUCUCACAGACUCACAGCCCAACCCUCGAUGAAACGUCACUGGCGACUCUUAGACCCAACCUGCUCAAUCAGCUCCUGGCAGGAGAGCCGGAUGAGAGCCAGCUGUGUGCGAAGGUCCUGGCAAGUCUGCAGAGAGAACAGGCCAACCGGGGCAAGCACGACCGCCUGAAUACAUUCAGCAUCAUGUGCAAAAUGGCAGACCAGACACUGUUUGGGCUUGUGGAGUGGUCUAGGAACAGCGCACUAUUCAAGGAGCUCAAGUUGGAGGACCAGAUGGCGCUGCUCCAGAGUUGUUGGAGUGAGCUACUAGUGCUGGAUCACCUCUGUAGACAGGUGACCUACAGUAAAGAGGGCUGCAUAUACCUGGUCACAGGGCAACAGCCAUCUCUCCUUCUGAUGCAGAUUGAGGUGUCGACCAUCGUCUCUCAAGCAGGAAUGGCACUGAGUAGCCUGGUAUCAAGGACCCAGGACUUAGUAUCCAAAAUGAAGGCAUUUCACCUGGACACACACGAGUUUGUUUGUCUAAAACACUUGGUGCUUUUCAACCCCGAUGUGAAGUCAGUGCAGAGCCGCAAGCAGGUGGAGCAGACACAGCAGAGGGUGAACAGGGCCCUGAUGGAGCACACCCAACAGAGUCAUCCAAGACAGUCAGACAAGUUCGGCCAGCUGUUGCUACGACUUCCUGAAGUACGCAGCAUCAGCUUCCAGCUUGAGGAGUAUUUGUACCAGCGACAUCUUCUGGGAGACUUACCAUGCAACUCUCUGCUCGCAGAGAUGCUGCACACCAAGUACAGCUGAGGAAAUGCAGUGGCAUCUUAGAGGCACAGAGUUUGCUGCUGUGAACUUUGGUACCUUAAAAGGUUUGCCGUUAGGACCCAACUGUGUUUUUUCUAAAAAAAAAAUUUAAAAAAGUAACAAAUGCUUUUUAAAAGCCCUUACCACUUAAAAAACAUGUGAUCCCAGAUCAGCAUUGAAGGGGAAUAUUUUGUAAACACGUGUUCAAGUGCUCAUUAUUAAAAAAGUAUUACCACAGCGAAAAAGUCCCUUUGAGAUACAAGUACAUGACAUUUCAGGCAGGAAACUGAAUUAUGUAAAUAAACAAGAAUUGAAUAAAAGAAACCCAAUUAAAUAUAACCUUGAGUCAAGCAUGAAUUACAAAAAAACACAAUUGUCAAUUGUAUCUGCCAGAAAGGGUCAUUCUUACAGCAUCCAAACUGAUCCACUGCAUUUUCUCAAAAUGAGAAACUGAAAAUGGGAAAAUAAAAUGGAAAUGAGAAAAGAGAA
Molecule: messenger RNA, 2151 nt
Organism: Pungitius pungitius (ninespine stickleback)
Lineage: Eukaryota; Metazoa; Chordata; Actinopteri; Perciformes; Gasterosteidae
Gene: nr5a5
Product: nuclear receptor subfamily 5, group A, member 5
Exons: 7
Coding region: 31-1665 (544 amino acids)
Biological process (GO): hormone-mediated signaling pathway; regulation of transcription by RNA polymerase II; tissue development
Cellular component (GO): RNA polymerase II transcription regulator complex
Molecular function (GO): zinc ion binding; RNA polymerase II cis-regulatory region sequence-specific DNA binding; nuclear receptor activity
Source: RefSeq, a predicted model, not a curated record